AUGACGGCGAACCGCGGCAACGAGUUGCUAGGGGUCAACAUUGCCUUUUUCAUCUUGGCGUCUUGCACAGUCUUGAUGCGAUGCUACACCCGCGUCUUCAUCUCCAAAUGCUUCGGGCUCGACGACUGGCUCAUGGCCCUCUCUUGUGUCUUCUUCCUGGGUUAUGUGAUUUGUUCCAACAUGGGAGUCCACUACGGGACGGGCCAGCACCGCGAUGACUUGACCCCCGAAAACUAUGUCACUGCGAAGAGAUUUUGGUUCAUCUGCUACGUCUUCUUCGGCCUUACCAUGAUGACGGCAAAGCUGUCGUUCGGUUGGCUUUUGCUGCGCAUAGUCUGCGUCAAGGAGCAUAAAUGGAUCAUCUACUUCACCUCGUUCUGCGUUGUCGUCGCCGGAAGUGCCUACUUUUUUGUCACCGUGUUCCAGUGCCAGCCAAUCGCGCAUUACUGGAACGACACCAUCUCUGGCCACUGCAUCCCCAUACACAUCUACGUCGCGUUGGCAUACCUAUACAGUGCCGUCAGCGUCGCGACUGACCUAAUUUUUGCGCUGCUGCCAGCUUUCAUCAUCUGGCAUCUACAAAUUCGCUCCGAUAUUCGAUAUGUGUUGAUUUUCUUGAUGGGGUUGGGCUGCGUGGCGAGCAUUGCCGUACUCGUGCGUGUAGCCUACAUGCAUACGUUUUACGAUCCCGAUUUCCUAUGGGCGACCACGGAUAUUGCCAUCUGGUCAACCAUUGAGAUGGGACUGGCUCUCAGCGCGGCCAGCUGCUCGACCCUGCGACCGCUGGCACGGACGCUGGGCUUCAAUAUCGGCUUCACCGACUACGGCUCGGCGGGCAGCGAGGACGCGCACCACGAGCUGCGCCGGGCGUCGCAGCCGGCGGCCAACCGGCGACGGAGCGGGCUGGGCGCCGGCGUGUUCAACGCGUCUGGGACAUCGCAGGAUACGCUCAACGCAAGCCACACGCGCGACAAGUCAAGCAGCUCACAAACGGACGGGAACUACGUCGUGUCGACCUCUGGUGGUGUAAACGAGCUCUCCGAGGCCGACCUUGAGCGGGCUAGAGACGUUUCAAAUCCGUCGCGAGUAGAAGGGGCGAUGGAUUACAGCACAUCGAGAACUUCGGAGAGCAAAAACCUAUCCAGGCAUAUUACCGCGGAACUGGGACCUUGA
Molecule: messenger RNA, 1173 nt
Organism: Cordyceps fumosorosea ARSEF 2679
Lineage: Eukaryota; Fungi; Ascomycota; Sordariomycetes; Hypocreales; Cordycipitaceae
Exons: 5
Coding region: 1-1173 (390 amino acids)
Source: RefSeq, a predicted model, not a curated record